CGGACAAGGCCGAGGUCGCAACAGAGCAGGCUCGGCCGCCGAGGCUCGACCUGUCCACCCCACCUCCGCAUCCCGCCGCUACACCGCACCAGCAGCCCAGAACCCGGUUCCCCGCCGAGCCUGCCCCGGACAAGGUCGAGGGUGACGGAGAUAGCAGAGAGCACCGCAUCACGACAGCAGCUGCCAACAUGAACCACCACCAUACGCAGCAGCAGCAGCAGAAAGCCGGCGAGCAGCAGCUCAGCGAACCAGAGGACAUGGAGAUGGAAGCUGGGGAGACAGAUGACCCUCCAAGAAUCCCGGCCAACCCGGUGAUCAACGGUAACGUGGCCAUGGCAGACGGACACAACAACACAGAGGAGGACAUGGAGGACGACACCAGUUGGAGAUCGGAGGCGACCUUCCGGUUCGUCGUGGAGCGCUUCAGUCGCCUUAGCGAGUCCGUUCUGAGCCCGGCCUGCUUUGUCCGGAACCUGCCCUGGAAGAUAAUGGUGAUGCCGCGGUUCUACCCUGACCGGCCUCACCAGAAAAGCGUCGGCUUCUUCCUGCAGUGCAACGCCGAGUCGGACUCCACGUCGUGGUCUUGCCACGCUCAGGCCAUGCUAAAAAUCAUUAACUACAAAGACGACGAGAAGUCGUUCAGCCGCAGAAUCAGUCACCUAUUCUUCCACAAGGAAAACGAUUGGGGCUUCUCUAACUUCAUGUCCUGGAGUGAUGUAACAGAUCCGGAGCGAGGCUUUAUCGAUGACGACAAAGUCACGUUUGAAGUCUACGUCCAGGCAGACGCUCCACACGGAGUCGCCUGGGACUCCAAGAAACACACAGGCUACGUUGGACUCAAGAACCAGGGAGCCACUUGUUACAUGAAUAGCCUGCUACAGACACUGUUCUUCACUAACCAGUUACGACGGGCGGUGUACAUGAUGCCCACAGAAGGCGACGACUCAUCCAAGAGCGUUCCCCUGGCGCUGCAGAGGGUUUUCUAUGAACUGCAGCACAGCGACAAACCAGUCGGCACCAAGAAACUCACAAAGUCUUUUGGGUGGGAAACACUGGAUAGCUUCAUGCAGCACGAUGUACAGGAGCUGUGCAGAGUUCUGCUGGACAAUGUGGAGAACAAGAUGAAAGGCACUUGUGUUGAAGGAACCAUCCCCAAGCUGUUCAGAGGAAAGAUGGUGUCGUAUAUCCAGUGCAAGCAUGUGGACUACCGGUCUGAGCGGAUAGAGGACUACUACGACAUCCAGCUUAGCAUAAAAGGAAAGAAGAACAUAUUCGAGUCAUUUAAAGAUUAUGUUGCGACUGAACAGCUAGACGGAGACAACAAGUACGACGCAGGAGAGCACGGUCUUCAAGAGGCAGAAAAGGGUGUGAAGUUCCUUACUUUCCCUCCGAUCCUUCACCUGCAGCUGAUGAGGUUCAUGUAUGACCCACAGACUGACCAAAAUAUCAAGAUUAAUGACAGAUUCGAGUUUCCCGACCAGUUACCUCUGGACGAAUUCCUGCAGAAGCCAGACUCCAAGGACCCCGCAAACUAUAUCCUACACGCAGUGUUGGUGCACAGCGGGGACAACCAUGGCGGUCACUACGUCGUCUAUCUUAACCCCAAAGGAGACGGCAAAGUGAGUGUCAAGGAACCAAUUUGGUGUAAGUUCGACGACGACGUGGUGUCGCGGUGCACCAAGGAGGAGGCCAUAGAACACAACUACGGCGGGCACGACGACGACCUGUCGGUCCGCCACUGCACUAACGCGUACAUGCUGGUCUACAUCCGCGAAUCCAAGCUCAGUGAGGUUCUCCAGCCGAUGACUGAUGGGGACAUCCCCCAGCAGCUGGUGGAGCGUCUGCAGGAGGAGAAGAGGGUGGAAGCACAGAAGAGGAAGGAACGCCAAGAGGCGCACCUCUACAUGCAGGUUCAGAUGGUGACAGAGGACCAGUUCUGUGGACAUCAGGGCAACGAUAUGUACGACGAAGAGAAAGUAAAGUACACAGUCUUCAAAAUCCUGAAGAGCUCCACCCUGCAGGAGUUUGUCCAGAACCUCUCCCAAACCAUGGGUUUCCCGCAGGACCAGAUGAGGCUUUGGCCCAUGCAGGCCCGCAGUAACGGAACCAAGCGACCCGCCAUGCUCGACUACGAGGCCGAUUGUAACAAAUCGAUGAUCGACUUGAGUGACAACGAAAACCCCUGGACAAUAUUUCUGGAGACCGUGGAUCCAGAGUUGGCAGCCAGCGGAGCCACGUUACCCAAGUUCGACAAAGACCAUGAUGUCAUGUUGUUCUUGAAGAUGUACGACCCCAAAACCAGAAGCUUAAAUUAUUGUGGACAUAUCUACACACCUAUAUCCUGCAAAAUAAGAGACCUGCUGCCAGUCAUGUGUGAGAGAGCAGGGUUCCAGCAGGAAACUAGCCUUAUCCUCUAUGAGGAAGUAAAGCCCAACCUAACGGAGCGGAUCCAGGACUACGAUGUCUCUCUGGACAAGGCCUUGGACGAGCUCAUGGACGGCGACAUAAUUGUCUUCCAGAAGGACGACCCAGAGAACGACAGCAGUGAGCUGCCCACAGCGAAGGACUAUUUCCGGGAUCUGUACCACCGAGUUGAUGUCAUUUUCUGUGACAAGACCAUCCACAACGACCCCGGCUUCGUGGUCACGCUCUCGAACCGCAUGAACUAUUUUCAGGUGGCCAAGACAGUCGCACAGAGGUUGAACACAGAUCCAAUGUUGCUGCAGUUCUUCAAGUCCCAGGGGUACAGGGACGGUCCAGGGAAUCCUCUCAGACACAACUAUGAUGGGACACUGCGAGACCUGCUGCAAUUCUUCAAGCCUCGGCAGCCCAAGAAGCUUUACUACCAGCAGUUGAAGAUGAAGAUAACAGACUUUGAGAACAGGAGGAGUUUUAAAUGCAUAUGGCUCAACAGCCAGUUCAGAGAGGAGGAGAUCACCCUGUACCCUGACAAACAUGGCUGCGUACGGGACCUUUUGGAAGAAUGUAAAAAGGCAGUGGAGUUGUCUGAAAACGGCUCUGAGAAGCUCAGGCUGUUAGAGAUAGUAAGCUAUAAAAUCAUCGGGGUUCACCAGGAGGACGAGCUGCUAGAAUGUUUAUCUCCUGCUGCCAGUCGCACCUUUAGAAUAGAGGAGAUUCCUUUGGACCAGGUGGACUUGGACAAGGACACUGAGAUGUUGAUCCCAGUCGCUCACUUCCACAAGGAAGUCUUUGGCACCUUUGGGAUUCCCUUCUUGCUCAAGAUCAGACAGGGGGAGCCGUUUAGGGAGGUGAUGAGGAGGAUCCAGACCAUGCUGGACAUCCAGGAGAAAGAAUUUGAGAAGUUUAAGUUUGCGAUUGUGAUGAUGGGCCGGCAUCAGUACAUCACCGAAGACGAGUACGAGGUCAACCUGAAGGACUUUGAGCCACAGCCAGGUAACAUGUCCCACCCGCGGCCCUGGCUAGGGUUGGAUCAUUUCAACAAAGCUCCAAAGAGAGGUCGCUACACAUACCUGGAGAAAGCAAUCAAGAUCCACAACUAAAGCAGCCUGGCCCCCCUCCCAACCCUGACUCCUUCCCUUCUUCCUCUUCCUCUUCGUUCUCCUCAUCUUCCUCAAAUCCUUCCUCCCUCCCUCUUUCCCACUUUAACAAACCAUAACCACAGACUGUAACCAACCGUGUGUGAGAGUGCGUGUUUGUGUGCGAGACUGUGUGAGUGUGCGUGCUUGCUUGUAUGCGUGUGUGUGUUCAUCACUCUUUAACACCCGCCUGGACACCUCUACAGCUCUGCACCGGCACUACGACUUCAGCGACACAGGAUCUCGCUGCAGCUGACAGAUUAUUCUUCAAAGGAAAAAUAAACUGCACCAAUCACCUCC
Poecilia latipinna (sailfin molly) is the source of this 3857-nucleotide messenger RNA. RefSeq names its product ubiquitin specific peptidase 7 (herpes virus-associated) (gene usp7). The transcript is spliced from 31 exons. NCBI's taxonomy places the organism in Eukaryota, Metazoa, Chordata, Actinopteri, Cyprinodontiformes, Poeciliidae. Gene Ontology annotation, cellular component: cytosol; nucleus. The record is from RefSeq and is a predicted model, not a curated record. The coding region runs from base 189 to 3521 and encodes 1110 amino acids. Gene Ontology annotation, biological process: regulation of protein stability; protein deubiquitination. Gene Ontology annotation, molecular function: cysteine-type deubiquitinase activity; protein binding.